AUGGGGGGGAGAGUGAAACUGGGGGAAGAAAAGGUUUACUCCUUGUCGUAUGCAGACGAUACGGUACUGUUGGCGGAGGAGGAGGACGACAUGAGAAGCAUUCUGGUUAGGUUGGAGAGAUACUUGGAUGGAAAAGGUUUGGAACUUAAUGUGAGCAAGACGAGGAUAAUGAGGUUCAGGAAAGGGGGGGAGGAAAAGGAAAGUGACUUGGAGAUGGAAAGGAAAGGCAAUAGAAGAGGUAAAAGAAUUCUCCUACUUGGGCUACGUAGUGCAAGGCAAUGGAGGGCAGGGGGCACAAGUGAGGGAAAGGUUAAGGAAAGGAGCAGCAAUAAUGGGAAAAGUGGGAAAAGAAGGUUUAAGGGGGACUGGGGUAGACUGUGCUGGUUAUUUGACAUGCUGGUAUGGUCGGUGAUAGGUUAUAGGGUGGAAAUAUGGGGAUGGAAGGAGAGGGAAGCACUGGAAAGACUACAAGAAAGAUUCCUAAAAUGGGUGAUGGGGGUAAAUUGGGGGACUCCAAGGUACAUGGUAAGAGAAGAAAUACAGAGAGGAAAGUUAAGGGAAAGGGCGGGAAUAAGGGCAAUAGGGUUUGAAAAAAGGUUGGAGGAAGGAAGGGGAAGCGAGCUAGUAAAGAAGUGUUGA
Molecule: messenger RNA, 639 nt
Organism: Solenopsis invicta (red fire ant)
Lineage: Eukaryota; Metazoa; Arthropoda; Insecta; Hymenoptera; Formicidae
Exons: 1
Coding region: 1-639 (212 amino acids)
Source: RefSeq, a predicted model, not a curated record